This is a messenger RNA of Hypoxylon trugodes, 1174 nucleotides long. RefSeq names its product orotate phosphoribosyltransferase. NCBI's taxonomy places the organism in Eukaryota, Fungi, Ascomycota, Sordariomycetes, Xylariales, Hypoxylaceae. The transcript is spliced from 2 exons. The coding region runs from base 286 to 966 and encodes 226 amino acids. Gene Ontology annotation, biological process: pyrimidine nucleotide biosynthetic process; 'de novo' pyrimidine nucleobase biosynthetic process; pyrimidine ribonucleoside biosynthetic process. Gene Ontology annotation, molecular function: orotate phosphoribosyltransferase activity. Gene Ontology annotation, cellular component: cytoplasm. The record is from RefSeq and is a predicted model, not a curated record.
GGUUCCACUUUACGAAAUCUUGGCGCAGAAAAAAUCUUAUCGAUAUCACUAUCUAAUCGUCGAUAGCAGGCUCUGCGCUAAUUCAUAGUAGGGGGAAAAAGCAAAUAGCUACGAGACAGGAACGAUGCUCAUGAACUUUGUAGAUAUUCAAUUCGAUUUAACUCAAGAAUCCAAAUCUAAAAAUUAAAAUAUUUGUGGCAGUUCAUUAAUAAUCCCGCAAGUUCGGACCUUGACCAGAGUGUUCAUUAGAUACCCAUAGGAAUUAAUAUCAGUGUACUCUUAACCAUGAGUCUCCCGGAGUAUAAGAAAGACUUUCUCAAGGCCGCCGCAGCGGGUGGCGCCCUACGGUUCGGAUCAUUCGAACUCAAGUCGAAACGUAUCUCGCCAUACUUCUUCAAUGCUGGCGAUUUCUAUACCGGAGCUCUACAUGAGCCCAUUAUGGACGCAUACGCCCAAACCAUUGCCUCUAGUCCAGAAUUGGCGGAUGGUUUCGAUGUACUAUUCGGACCUGCCUACAAAGGUAUCCCUCUAGCUGCCGCCACAUUCUACGCCUUAAUCAAGCUAGACCGUGAGCGUUACCGUAACGCAGCUUAUAGCUUUGACCGCAAGGAGGCGAAGGAUCAUGGCGAGGGCGGCACAAUUGUCGGUUCUCCUCUCAAGGGCAAGCGCGUCUUGAUCAUCGAUGAUGUCGUAUCUGCCGGUACUGCUAAGCGUCAAGCGAUUGACAUGAUCCGCGCGGCUGGGGGUACAGUGGUUGGAAUUAUCGUCGCAUUGGACCGUCAGGAGACGUUGCCGGACGGCGAUGGAAAAACAAGCGCCAUUGGUCAACUACGAAAGGAAUAUCAAAUCCCGGUCGUACCGAUUAUAAAACUCGAUGAUAUCAUUGACGGCAUGAAGGGGGUCAUCUCGGACGGCGAUAUCGCAAAGAUCGAGGAGUACCGGACGAAGUACGGAGCUAGCGACUGAACGUCAUCCGGUGGCGAGGCGUUACUUUAGGAUGGUUAUAUAGGAGGGUAGUCGGAAUAAUAGGACACGGCGGAUUUCCUGCAGGUUGGGGAGUACAAAAAUAGAGAAGGAAUAUCCAAAAUGCUACGGUAUUAAAAUCAAAUCGGAAAAUUUAGAAAUAAAAUAAAAAGCAAAAUUAAAUAAAAUAAUAUUCCAUAUUAUAAUAUUA